UGUCUGCUUUUGUCAACGACAACCAGGCGAGUCAGACAGUCGAUCCGUUUGGUUUGCCUGUGGUGCUAGCCAGCCAGCCAGCAACAACCAACCGCCUGAAUGUAGAUCCGCAUGGGCUACUACUACUCUAUCUCUCCGAAUAACCCAGCGGAAUCAUAAGAUAAGGAUCCCAGGAUGGUGUUAGUGCAUGUCGGAUAUCUGGUUCUUCCCGUAUUCGGCUCAGUAAGAAACAGAGGAUCCCAUUUCAACCGGCAACAGCAACAGCAGCAGCAGCAGCAGCAGCACAGCCAUGCUACCUCUUGCCGGCACUUCCAGUUAGGUCCUCAGGCUCCGCUGCCCAUGGACUUCCCCAUGCCCCACCCAGGGCAGCCACAGUCAGGCAUUAACCCCCACCUGGCCCCUCCCGGCCACCAGCAUGGCCCUCCGCUCCACCCACCCCUCAAUCCCCUGCCCGCUCCCCAGUUCCAGGACAUCCCUGCCCCUCCCUUCCUACCUCAGGCAUUACACCAGCAAUACCUCCUCCAGCAGCAGAUCCUCGAGGCCCAGCACCGACACAUCCUGCCACCCUCCAGUAGACGCACCCCAGAGAGAGUUCCUCACCAGCCCCACAGAUUGCGGCCCGGGUACGAGUUUGCUCCCCCACUUCAUGUCCCCCCUCAGCCUGUGGUGCAGCAGCCACGCUACCUGGCUGAGGGCACAGACUGGGACCUAAGUGUAGAUGCUGGACUGCCCCCCCACCAGUAUCACAUCCAUCCGCUGCCGCAGCACUAUCAGCACUACUUGACCUCUCCUAGGAUGCACCACUUCCCAAGAAACAAUGCCUCAACACAAGUGGUUGUCCAUGAGAUCAGAAACUACCCAUAUCCCCAGCUGCACUUGCUGGCUCUGCAGAGUCUCAACCCCUCCCGCCAUGCAUCUGCUGUUAGAGAGAGCUACGAGGAGCUUCUGCAGCUGGAAGACAGACUGGGCAGUGUCAACCGUGGGGCGGUCCAAACCACCAUAGAGAGAUUCACUUUUCCCCAUAAGUACAAAAAGAGAAUACCCCAGGACUUGAAGAUGUGUCUGGAUGAUGAGGAGCUGGACACAGAUGAGAAGUGUACCAUCUGUCUGUCAAUGCUGGAGGAUGGAGAGGAUGUCAGGAGAUUACCCUGCAUGCACCUCUUCCACCAGGCGUGUGUGGACCAGUGGCUGGCCACCAGCAGGAAAUGCCCCAUCUGCAGAGUGGACAUUGAGACCCAGUUGACCCCCGACAGUUGAUAGCUCCUGUCGACUCCUGCAGCUUUGGAUCUGGUCUUGUGAAUUCUCCAUUGCCUACCCUCUGUGGGGAGGCUCUGCCAAACAUCCCUCUUCCCCUCUGCAUCACUCAACGAGCCUGCCUAGUGAGACAGCUGUGACAGAGGGAUCAACAAAGCACACUCACCUACAACACAACGAGGGACGGGGGUUGAUGCACAGAUAAGUGGCUGGACUGAAGGUUGGUUGAAUGGACUUCACUGGAUGUAAACGGUAGGAGCGGACACGUAUGGACAGAUGUGCUGAGGCUUUACAAGAUUCUGUGUACCCUGCGUACAUUUCUCCAUACAGCCACCAAGAAAGAGAGAACACUGACUACCAACCUCCCCAGCUCAGUGUGGUGUAUUAAGGCCAUUUCUCUGCCACAACACCCAAACCCUUUCCCCCAGGCCUGUGAAAAAUCCUUUAAGCUGCACUCUGCCCAAGCCCUCAGCACAUCUGUACAGAACAUUAUCAAAUGAUUAGCAUGAGGUUGUUUGGUGUGAACUCUUGUAGCUGAACGCUUGUGGUGUAAUGGAGUAUAGUACUGAAUAAGUAUUUACAGAGUAACAGUGUUGUGUAGCAAGCAAAAGCCUUUUGAGAAAUAUGUUUGUGAAAAAUAAACCUACAGAGAGGGUGAAUACAGCUCUAACAGUGAGAAUAUUCAGUGUGUUAAAUCAUAGGUAAA
Molecule: messenger RNA, 1960 nt
Organism: Seriola dumerili (greater amberjack)
Lineage: Eukaryota; Metazoa; Chordata; Actinopteri; Carangiformes; Carangidae
Gene: ark2cb
Product: E3 ubiquitin-protein ligase RNF165-like
Exons: 8
Coding region: 175-1257 (360 amino acids)
Molecular function (GO): zinc ion binding; ubiquitin protein ligase activity
Source: RefSeq, a predicted model, not a curated record